AUUCUGAUAAAAAAUGGCGUCAGAAAAUUAUCACUAUAAUUGAGUUUGAUGUAUAAUAUUUUGCAAUUUUUAAAGCUAAAUUAUAUUAAAAAAAACAAAAUAAAUACAAAAGUUGAAUAAUUAUGUUGUACGUCGUUAAUGUGUGUUGUCUAAUGAUCAAAUAAUUAAGUUUGGUAAAAAAUGAGUCGAAAAUUCAUGACCCUCAAUAUGUGUUUAUAGUUGUUGAGCUCCAAUAAAAAAGUCAAAUUGUAAAUUAAUAAUUGUUAUUGAAUUUUGUUAUUGUUAAUAAUGACGGAUUAUACGAGAAGUGUUUUAAGAGUUGUGGUGGCACAAAUAUGCCAAACAAUUGGUUGGCAUUCAAUAAAUUCAUCUCCACUUGAAUUUUUAGUUGAUUUAAUGCAAGAAUAUUUUAUGAGAACAUACAGACUGUCUCAUCAAUAUGCUGAAAUUUUGGGUAGAACAGAGGUUAACCUGGAUGAUGUUGGUUUGGCAUUUCAACAAAUGAGUAUUGAUUUAAAUCAAUUGGCUGAUUAUGUUAAAAAUGUUGAUCCAGUACCAUGUGCAGUACCAGUACCAAAAUAUCCAUUAAAAUUAAAUGAAAAUCAUUUAAACUUUUUAAAACCGGGAAGUCGUGAAGUUGUUACGAGACCAGUUAGUAUACACGAACAUCUUCCAGCAAUGUACCCGGAAAUCGAAGAGCUUCCAGAUGAAAAUACACCUGAUAAUUCAUUAAAUGAAUGUGAAAUAUUAAGUGAUAGUUGUUCCCCUAUAAAACAAUCAAUGUCAUUGGCAAAUGACAUAUCAUCAGAGGGUGUAUUUAAACGUCCUGGUGAACCAUUAUCAGACAGUCCAAAUUUAAAACGUCCGAGAAUGAAUGAUGAGAGUCGUCCACUGCGUGAAAUUCACAGUGUUAUGAUGACGACAUCUGGAUUUUUAUCACCAGCAAGAGAAGGAAAGCUACCAGAAGCUAGAACACCAAUUCAAGCUAGACCUGAUACACCACCACCUCCACCAGCACCGCCUGCACCUGCACCAAAACCAUCAUCUCCACCACUACCACCACCACCAUCAUCAUCAUCAUCAUUAUCACAACCUUCACUAGCAAUGCAAUCACAUGUAAAAUCACAUGUACCACCAAUACAACCAGUAUCAGCAUCGUCAUCACUAGGAAUUGCACAAAAUUCAGCAAUAAAUGAAACAACAGGAUUACCACAAAAUCUAAUUAUACCACCAGAUAUUAAAAUUGAAAAGAAAUCUAAAAAAAUAAUUAAAAAAAGUCUCGAGGAUCGUAAACUUGAUAAAGAAAAUAAAAAGAAAAAUCGUGAUAAAGAUUUAUUUAAACCAGAUAAAAUAAUAACUGAGCCAAAAGUUAAAAAAUUAUCAACAACAAAAGAUUCUAGUAAAUUAAAAAAUUCAAAAAAUAAUAGUAUCAAAGGAAUUGGUACAUCACAAUCAUCAAGUCCAAUACCACCAAUAAAUAUAUCCAAUAAAGAUGAUAAUCCAAAAAUAAUAAAAAAUUCAACAAUUAAAGAAAAAAAAGAUAAAAAUAUAACAAUUUCAGAUGCUAAAAAACAUGAUGAUAUUGUUAAACUAUCAUCUGAGCCAGAUAAACAAAAAUUAAAUAUAUUUAAAAAAUUAACAAAAUCAAGAGAUGACAAUAAAUCAAUUGAUGUCAUUGACAAUCAUAAAAUUAAAAAUGAAAAUAAUACAUUGUCAAUUAAUAAUAAUAUACGUGCUGAUAUUGAAAUUAAAAAAGAAGAAAAAAAAGUGCCUCGUACUCCAGAUAUAAAUAUGCAUAAUGACAAUGAUAUUGUUGAUUUGAGAAGUCCAUCAUCUGAUGUUUAUAUGUUUCCUGAUAUGUCACCACCUGGUACACCAAGUACACCUAAAACACCAGAAUUCAAUGUUCCGGGUCCAGCUGAUAUUAAAAAAAAGAAAAAAGAAACAAGAGGACGUAAAAAAGCUGUUUUUAAAAGUCCAGUAUUUAAUAAUAGUCCACAAAAAGGAAAAAUACACCAUGAUAUGAUGGAAACUGAUUAUCUUGGACGUCCUAAGACACCAGAAGCACCUGAUACUUUAACUCGUAAAGACAUGAACGUACAUCCAAGUCUUACUUUUCCAUAUUAUCCAGGUGGACCUGGUCUUAUACCUCAUCAUAUAGCUCCUACAAUGUUUUCACAUUUUCCAAUACAACCUGGACCACGUGGUAUGACAAAUUUUCCAACAGUUAUGCAUAAUUCAGCGACAAUAACACCACAUUUUUUGCAACCACCAGUACCACCACAAUUACCACCAAUUAAAAUUGAAAAUAAUUUAAUACCAAAAAUUGAUUCUGAAUUAUUGAUUAAUAAUGUACCUGGAUCAACAUUACACAAUCAUAAUUUAACAAGUAAAAAUGAUACUAUUAAAAUUGAGAAAAUUUCUAAAGCAGUUAAACAAGAAAAAGUAACAGCUAUGAAUAGCAAACCAUCAACAUCUAAAAUGGAUCCUUAUAUUCCUCCUGAUGCUACUGUUGCUCUUGUUGCCGAACAACCAGUAGAAAAUAUAAAAAUCGAAAAACUUGAAAAAUUAGACAAGAAAUCUAAAAAACAUAAAUUGGAUAAAAAGGAAAAAUUAAAAAAGAAAAAAGAUAAAAAAGAUAAGCAUAAAGAAAAAUCAGAUAAAAUUAAAGAUAAGAAGGAAAAAUUGGAAAAAAUAAAAGAUAAAAAAGAAAAAAAAGAAAAGAAAAAAGAUAAGGAAGAAAAAGAAGUUGAAACUAUACCGAAAUUGACAUUAAAACUUGCACCAUCAUCACCAGUGCCAUCAACAUCAACAGCAACAUCAGACAGCCCAGUGAUAAAAAAAUUAACAAUUAAACCAUUACCCAAAAAACCAGAGGACGUAAAACGUGAAUCUAGUCCAGAAUUAGCAAGAAUUUCAGCUUUAGUUACAAGGCCACCAAAAAUAAAACCACCCAAAAUAAAAAAAGAACCAGUUGUUAAAAAAGAAGAACCAAGAAAUCGUUGCAUCCCUCUUCCGCCAGGAUAUCCAGAAAAACGACCACAAUCAUCGUAUAUUAAUUCAGCAGGAAAUGAGAUAUGGGUUUGUCCUGCAUGUGGAAAAGAAGAUAAUGGAACAGUUAUGAUUGGCUGUGAUAGUCCUAGAGAUGUCUGUAACGCCUGGUAUCAUUGGGCUUGUCUUCGUUUGCCAGGUGAAGCACAAGAUCGUGAAACUUGGUAUUGUUAUUAUUGCAUUGUCGAAAAUCGACAUUUAAUUCCUCAUGACAAAAAAAAGAAAAAAAGCAAGAAAAAAGUUGAAAUUGCUGAAUAAUUAUUAUGUAUUUAAAUAUAAUUAAAUAUAUUUAUAAAUAUUGAAUUUUCUU
Molecule: messenger RNA, 3361 nt
Organism: Aphidius gifuensis
Lineage: Eukaryota; Metazoa; Arthropoda; Insecta; Hymenoptera; Braconidae
Gene: Taf3
Product: transcription initiation factor TFIID subunit 3
Exons: 9
Coding region: 289-3309 (1006 amino acids)
Cellular component (GO): transcription factor TFIID complex
Molecular function (GO): protein heterodimerization activity
Source: RefSeq, a predicted model, not a curated record